Molecule: messenger RNA, 2342 nt
Organism: Nerophis lumbriciformis (worm pipefish)
Lineage: Eukaryota; Metazoa; Chordata; Actinopteri; Syngnathiformes; Syngnathidae
Product: guanine nucleotide-binding protein subunit alpha-14-like
Biological process (GO): phospholipase C-activating dopamine receptor signaling pathway; adenylate cyclase-modulating G protein-coupled receptor signaling pathway
Cellular component (GO): heterotrimeric G-protein complex; cytoplasm
Molecular function (GO): G protein-coupled receptor binding; G-protein beta/gamma-subunit complex binding; guanyl nucleotide binding
Source: RefSeq, a predicted model, not a curated record
CGAAGGUCUGUAUCGCGCGACUUCCGGCGCCGCAUGCGGUGAGCUUGCCGCGUGUCGCCGCCCGGAGCGCAUUCCACCUGCGGAGCGGAACCGACACCGCCGCACAUUCCUGUCGAGGCGCGGCGAGCAGGUUGGCACGUCGUGAGAGAGAGAGAGAGAGACGAAGAAAGAAAGAAAGAAGGUUGUUUUAUUUCCCAAAUGGACGUCUGACGACGCGCUGCUUAGCGUACCUGCACUUAGCGUACCUGCACUUAGCGUACCUGCACUGGAGCGCGCAGCUGAAGGGAAAUGGACCGCGGAAAGGAGCUACUAGAAGCGCGUGUGAAGCCACUGAUUUAAGGCGUGUGGGGCCAUGGCGAGCUGCUGGGACUGCUGCCGGCGAGCGUGCAUGUGCUUCCUGUCCGAGGACGAACAGAUCAGCAUCAAAGUGGACAAUGAGAUCAUGAAGAUCCUGAAGAAGCAGAAGAAGAAGGACCGGCAGGAGAUCAAAAUCCUGCUGUUGGGAACUGGAGAGAGUGGGAAAACCACGUUUGUCCGCCAGAUGAGGAUCAUCCACGGACGAGGCUUCUCUGAGGAGGACAGACUGGGCUUCUCUAAAUGCAUCUUCCAGAACAUCUUCACCGCUAUCAAGGCCAUGACGGCGGCCAUGAGCACACUCAGGAUUCCUUACUCCAACACUGAGAAUGAGAUCUACGCCACCUGGCUGCAGGAGGUCAACACGUCGCACAUCACCCAGCUGGAGCGGCGCUACGUGGACGCCAUACGUCGCCUCUGGGCCGACUCCGGCAUCCGGGUCUGCUACAGCCGACGCCACGAGUACCAACUGUUGGACUCCACGGAGUACUACAUGAACAAUCUGGAACGCAUCGCCGCGCCCGACUACAUCCCCACAGAACAGGAUGUGCUGAGGGUCCGAUUCCCCACCACGGGCAUCAACGACUAUUCCUUCACCAUCGAAAAGAUCAGGCUCAGGAUUGUGGACGUUGGAGGUCAGAAGUCGGAGCGUCGAAAAUGGAUCCACUGUUUUGAGAAUGUCACCUCGCUGAUCUUUCUGGCCUCCCUCAGCGAGUACGACCAAGUCCUGGAAGAGAGGGACGUCAUUAACCGCAUGAAAGAGAGCCUGGCGCUGUUCUACACCACCAUCCACUCGCAGUGGUUCCACAGCACCUCCAUCAUACUCUUCCUCAACAAGACCGACAUCCUGGCAGACAAAAUCCAGACCUCGGACCUGAACAAGUACUUUCCAAGUUUCAGAGGUCGCAGACAAGACGCGGAGGAGGCCAAGCAGUACAUCUGGAAGCUUUACGAGCUGCAGGCCAACAACGUGGAGAAGAAGGCGGAGAAGAAGGCUCUGUACAAACACUUCACCUGCGCCACCGACACCGACAACAUCCGCAAGGUGUUUGCCGACAUCAAGGACACCGUGCUGCUCAAGUCUCUGCAGGCCUACGGCGUUUUCUAACCAGGACUACACUGACUAUGUGAAGGUGCUUCUGUCAUGAAGGACGGAGGAUGGAGGGUGGAGGUGGUCUUCAUCUCUGCUGCCAUGACUAUCAAGUGACUUGCUUUUCAUUCAUUUGAUUCUUUCUAUGUUUGACUAGCCUGCGCUGACAGAAGAGCAGCUCAAUCAGACAUGAACAUUGUAUAAAGACAGCAAAUAACUGUAGCGUCGAGGCUUGGUUAUACACCUGACAGUUAUAUACCUGACAGUUAUAUACCUGACAGUUAUUUACCUUAGUUAUAUACGUACCUGACAGUUAUAUACCGUAUUUUCCGCACCAUAAGGCGCCCUGGGUUAUAAGCCGCGCCUUCAAUGAACGGCAUAUUUCAAAACUUUGUCCACCUAUAAGCCGCCCCGUGUUGUAAGCCGCAUCUAACUGCGCUAAAGGAAUGUCAAAAAAACAGUCAAAUAGGUCAGUCAAACUUUAAUAAUAUAUUAAAACCAGCGUGAUGUGGGCGCGCAUGGAGUCGUAUAUCAACAUGGACGGAGCUGCGUGAAAAAAGCCACCCGGCCUCUUCGCGUAAACUUAAACUUACCUUAACCACUCGCUCAUCUUUUCUUCAUCCAUCCCUUCGAGUUAGCUUUUAUGAUGACGCCGGCUGGAAAGGUCUCUUUUGGCAAGGUCUUCCUUUUGAAUAUCACCAUGGGUGGAAGUUUCUGGCCAUUAGCAUGGCAAGCUAGAACCACAGUGAAGGAUGACUUCUCAUUCCCUGUGGUGCGAAUAUUCACCGUACGUGCUCCCGUUGUAUCCACAGUGCGGUUCACAGGAAUAUCAGUUGCUGUGAAAUAGUAAUCCGUGUGCGGAUGGAGAGAUUGCGUCUUUUCAUGAACCGGAUCCCUG